Botrytis cinerea B05.10 is the source of this 1621-nucleotide messenger RNA. RefSeq names its product Bccwc2 (gene Bccwc2). Gene Ontology annotation, cellular component: U2-type catalytic step 1 spliceosome; Prp19 complex; U2-type catalytic step 2 spliceosome. Bases 291 to 1472 code for a protein of 393 amino acids. Gene Ontology annotation, molecular function: pre-mRNA binding; metal ion binding; U6 snRNA binding. The record is from RefSeq and is a predicted model, not a curated record. The transcript is spliced from 2 exons. Lineage: Eukaryota; Fungi; Ascomycota; Leotiomycetes; Helotiales; Sclerotiniaceae.
GAGAAUGUCUCAGACAACACUUGUAUAUGUCAUUUGGAAAUGCUGAUGAAGAAAAACUCUUUUGAAUUGGCCUUGAAUAUUUCUGAUAUCGGUGCGAUGUUGUUAACAGGCUUUAAAUUUAGAGAUGAAUGGAAAUAUACCUGGUAGUUUAGUCUGCGUCCUAGCUUUGCUAGCCUAUGGAGACGUGUGGCACAAAAGUAAACCAUGUGGCGGUGCAUUGACCUCAGCCUUAAACUUUUCGAAGCUCUCAAUCCUAUCUCAGAACCAUAACAACCACAUCUAUCAUCAAAAUGGCCGAAGUCGAAAUCGCAAGUCCUCCAACCAUGGCUCCAGUCACUGAAGCUCCGGAGGAAACUUCUACAGCCCUUACCACUACGAACAAUGAAGCAGGCGCACCCGCCGAGCGCAAAGUUAAGAAAAUCAUCCGUCGAAAAAAGCGUCCAGCGCGUCCCCAAGUCGAUCCCUCGACCCUGAAGAGCGAGCCUCCUCCACAAACUGGUACUAUCUUCAAUAUCUGGUAUAACAAAUGGUCAGGAGGUGAUAGGGAGGAUAAGUAUCUUUCGAAAACAGCUGCUGCGGGACGUUGCAACAUUGCGAAUGAUACUGGAUACACUAAAGCCGACAAAGUGACAGGCAGUUACUUCUGUUUAUUUUUUGCAAGAGGGAUCUGUCCAAAAGGUCAAGAAUGUGAAUAUCUACAUCGAUUACCAGGAAUUCAUGAUAUGUUUAAUCCGAACGUCGAUGUAUUUGGUCGCGAUAAACACUCGGAUUAUAGAGACGAUAUGGGAGGUACAGGAAGUUUCAUGAGGCAGAAUAGGACGAUUUAUGUGGGAAGGAUACAUGCCAGUGAUGAUAUUGAAGAGAUUGUUGCGCGACAUUUUGCCGAAUGGGGUCAAGUUGAGAGGAUCCGUGUUCUGAAUACGAGAGGUGUCGCUUUUAUCACAUAUUCCAAUGAGGCCAAUGCGCAGUUUGCGAAAGAAGCAAUGGCACAUCAAUCUUUAGACCAUAAUGAAAUCCUAAACGUACGCUGGGCGACAGCCGACCCGAAUCCAAUGGCACAAGCACGAGAGGUGCGGAGAAUAGAGGAGCAAGCUGCGGAAGCUGUUCGAAGGGCACUACCUGCAGAGUUUGUGGCAGAAAUAGAGGGUCGUGACCCGGAAGCGCGAAAACGUAAGAGGAUAGAAGGAGGUUUUGGAUUAGCAGGUUAUGAGGCGCCUGAUGACGUCUAUUUUGCUAGAGGUGCCAAUGCGGUAAAUCCGGUGGGUAGACAGGGACUCGAGUUAGAAGAGGAGCAAAGACUCAUGCUCGAAGCGGAUGCCUACGAACAGACGGAACAGAAAGAGGAGAGUGGAGGUAUAUUUUCCAGUAGUACUUUGGCGGCAUUAGAAAGUGCCAAGGGGUCAAUUGCGACGAAACCAAAGCCCACAGCAUCCGCAGGACCAUUGGUAGCUUAUGAUAGUGAUAGUGAUUAAAUGGGGAUAAUUGGAGUUUAGGAGUCGGCCAACUAUCGUAGUAUGGCCAUGUUAUACUGUAUAAUAUUCGGUCGCUUAGACGAGCCACAAUCAUAGGAGCAUUGUCUCAGCUGUGAAUGCAGAAGCCAUGAGAAAAAAAUAUGAACACA